This is a messenger RNA of Phaeodactylum tricornutum CCAP 1055/1, 1587 nucleotides long. Its product is annotated as 3R-hydroxyacyl-[acyl carrier protein] dehydrase. The annotation marks the transcript as partial. The transcript has a single exon. The record is from RefSeq and is a predicted model, not a curated record. Lineage: Eukaryota; Bacillariophyta; Bacillariophyceae; Surirellales; Neidiaceae.
UCGUCGCCGCUUUUGCAGGAGCAAGAGGUGUUCGAUGCUCUCUUUAGCACGAGGCGUCCGAAAGACGGUUGGGCCGGAUUGAGCAGCGGUCUAAAAAGUUUUGGCAAAGGUACAGCGGCUGGUCUAGCGACUUUGGUCGGCGCUCCGAUAGCUGGUGCGCAGCAGGGCGGUGCGCGAGGCUUCGUUGCCGGCCUCGCCACCGGUGUAGCGUCAGCUGUCGCUCUUCCUGUGGCUGGACUCUGCGUCGGUGUGGCGCAAGUCGGUCGAGGCAUCGCCAACUCGGGAGAAGCCGUUCGCAGCGCUCGGGCUGGUAUGAUGUGGGAUGAGAACAAGCGAGAGUGGUAUUUCUAUCUGCUGGACCGUGAAGCGUCAGAAAUACGGGAGGAGGAAGUGAAAAAUUCCGCCGAAGCGAGCGGCUCGGGGUCUGCCGAGUCGGACCGUACAGUCAAAGACAGGGCCUACUAUGAGCUUCUGAGGGUUUCUACUAACGCUACGAGCGCCGAGCUCAAAAAGGCCUACUACAAGGAAGCCCGAGUCUGCCAUCCGGACAAAAACCCUGGAGACCCCGGUGCCGCAAAAAAGUUUCAGGAACUUGGACAAGCCUACCAGGUGUUGUCCAACGAGCAAUCGCGCGCGCACUACGACAAGCAUGGUAUUCAAGAAUCCAGUGAUGUUCAGAUGAGCAUGACGGACAUUGAUCCACGAAUAUUCUUUGCUGUAAUGUUUGGAAGUGAAGCUGUAAAGCCGUACAUUGGAGAGCUAUGGAUUGCCAACAAAGCGGACUCAUUGAUGAAGGAUCAAAUGAAAAUGGGUAUGGAUGCGCAGGGUGAAGAUCCGAUUGAAAUGGAUGAAGAAGCUUUUCGUGAGAUGGCAAAGAAGCGUUCUACUGAUGACGUUUUAAGGCAACGCAAACGGGAGGUAGAGUGCGCUACCAAUCUUCGAGAAAAGAUCGCUCUGUUUGUUGGUGGGUCCCAAGACGAAGGUGAAUUUGUCGCUGUGUGUCAAGCAGAAGCUGCCGAAAUCACCAAGGGCGCGUUUGGGGAUGUGUACAGCACUGCUAUCGGUUGUGCUCUCGAAGUGGAGGCCGAGGUCUUUCUUGGAACGUACCAGUCGUUCCUCGGUAUGGAAGGCCAAGCGGCAAAAAUGAAGAAACGCGGCAUGUCGUGGAACAAUCAGAUGAAGGUUCUCGGUGCAGGCAUCUCAGCGGCCCGAGCAGGGUCGAAGGCUUACGCGGAAGUUGACAAGUUGCAGAAGGAGGCACAGACAAGGAACCCGUCAAUUGAAGGCGGAUCAGGUAUAAACGAGGAGCACAUGAAGCAAGCAACAGAAAAGAUCGAAGCUUCUCUUCCUGUGUUUUUGGAGCUUGCAUGGGCGAUCAAUACUCAAGAUAUUGCUCGCACACUGAAGCAAGCGUGCCGGCGCCUCUUUCACGACGCGGCCGAGAUUCUGCCCUUGGAGACGCGUCUCAAACGAGCUGAAGGCGUGCGUAUUUUAGGUCGCGAGUUUCUCACUAUGGGUAAGCUUGCGCAGAAAGCGAACGUGAAGUCGGUUGACGCUCAGGAGAUCCGCGCACGGGCCGAGGUUGCG